UCCAAUAUAUACCCCCUCUCCCUCCGUUUUCCCUCCUUCGAGUUCCCUCUCUCUCUUCAAACUUCUCCGCUAUACUUCUCCAAGAAUCCCCAAUCCCCUUCGUUUUCUUCCCAGAUUUCGACGAUAUGAACCGCUCGCUAAAGAUCUCCUCCUCGAUUUUAUGUCUACUUCUAUGGAUUUUGUCUUCAGAUUCUUCACUGGCUGAAGAAUCCUCGCAUCAAACAGGAGCUGGAGGCAAACCACCCAUACCAAGCUUUGCCUUUGGUUGGCUCGACGAUAAGAAUACAUUUCAAGCAGGCGAGAUAGCAACUAUUAAGAUUAAGCUUUUGGACUACUUUUUCAGUGAUAAAAAUUUAAGCAGCCAUCCUAUGAAUUUUUGCUUAUCAGUGAGUGGGAAGAAGGGAAAUAGUUCAUAUGUGUCUGGUGUAUUUCCAUAUCUUGAGGGCGAUCCUACUUUUUGGAAUAUUUCUUUUAUUCCCAUUUGGGCAGGGAUGUUUACUGCAGUUAUCACUGAAGAUCAUCUUGGCAUCAGUGAUUCAACUCUCCAUUUCUCUGUUACAGCUGGGCAUACAUAUCCAUCUGCUUGCAUGGCUUCUUGGGGGAACCUUUCGAAUGAGUUUGUUGCUGGCACCAAAGCUUAUUUGUUUGUACUCCUGAAAGAUGCAUUUGGCAAUAGUAUUUCUUCAGGAAAUGACGGGCCAAGCAAGGAUUAUUUUGUGUUGUCUGCAUCUUAUGAAAACGGAUCGACUGUAAAUGUGCUUGAUGUCAGAUAUAAUGGUUGGAAUGAUGUGGGUUAUGUUGGUUUAGAAUUUGUUCCUACAAUUGCUGGAAGUUUUUUAUUACAUGUAUACGCUGAUAAUAGGACUUUAAGUGGUUCUCCUCUACCAUUCAUGGUAAAACCAGGACCCCUGGAUAUUGCCAAAAGUGUGUGCAAAUGGAAAUAUGGAACAAAUUACUUGCAAAUUUUUUCCAAGCUAGAAAUCUUUAUACAUCAGCAAGAUUUGUUUGGAAACCUUGUUCCUGGUUUUUGUCCAUUCGAUGCUCGGGUGGUUCAAAAGGCUACCAAUUUGUCUAUCCCAGUAGCAGAUUUGUUCUUUCAAGAGGUGGCACAGGGAAUUCAAUUGCUUUCUUUCAUUGUUUCAGAACCUGGGGAAUUUGUGCUUACCAUAUUUGAUGCCAAGCUAAAUACAAGCAUCUCUAAUAUGACAUACGACUUUACUGUCUUCAUAGGUUAUUGCCAUGGAUCACAUGGUUUUGCUAAUGGAUCUGGUUUAGCUCGUUCUCGUGCUGGUAUACUGGCAGAUUUCACAGUUUAUUUGGAGGAUAUAUAUCAUAAUCCAUCUCCAAUAGAGGCAGAAAAACUUCAUGUACAAAUUGUAAGUGAAAACGGAACUGUCAGUGUGCGCCCAGUUAUAUUCCCUCUGAGGAAUAUCAGCGAGCAUGGCCCUGUUGUUGGACAAACUUUCUUUGCCAGUAGACCUUCAGGAUCUCAUCCUUCAUUGCCAGCAAAUGAGGAUCGGACUAUUAUUGGGAAACCAACAACUCAAGCUAGUGAGUUUAAUGUUGCCUAUACUCCCAAAGUUUCUGGAGACUACGAAAUAAGGGUGUUCUGUGGAAACAUCCCGUUGAACAAUGGGCAUCCUUAUUUGAUGAAGGUAUCACCAGGUUUGGUUGAUACAUCAUUAUCAAGUGUCUCAAGAUCUGCACCUACUGUAAAAAGACUUGUGAAAAAUGAAGUCUUGGUGCAGCUUAUGGAUUCCUUUUCAAAUCCUAUUUUAUCACAACAAACAAAAUUGGCCUUUCAAAUAGAUUCUGUAAAUAGUUCAAGCUUCAUGAAAUGGGCCUUCACAGACAAUGAAGAUGGAUCAUAUAUUGGUUACUACCUAGCAAGAGAUCUUGGUGCUUAUAACAUAUGUAUCUCAUUUGAAGAUAAGAAUUUGCCUCCUUGUCCUUUUGUGAUCCACGUGCAUGAAAGAGAGUAUUUUUCUGAGGUAUGCAAUGAUAGCAUUUCUGUUUGGGAGGACGAGUCGGCUGCUUUUGAUGUCCUGUUGAAUGAUUAUGUUGCUGGAGGAGUAGCUACUAUUGUUGAAUCAUCAACACCAUUUCAUGGCUCACUCCUGCAGUAUGGACAACAAUUUCGAUACACUCCUUACAGAGGCUUUUAUGGGAAUGAUUCAUUUUCUUAUACAAUAUCUGAUAUAAAUAAUAAUGUGGCUACUGGGACCGCUUUCAUUUCUGUCCUUUGCAAACCACCUCAAUUUGUUUCUGUACCCGUUCGUUUGCAUGUAACUGAAGAUGUCAUAAGCCCUAAAUUCGGUGGCUUUCCUGGGUUUGAAAUUGUGUACUCAGACAUGAAGGAAAAUAUCUCUGUUACAAUAAGAGCACAGUUUGGAAGAGUCUUUCUUGCUCCAAUGCCGAUGCAACUUCACCAGUCAUUGGAAAAUAUAUUUUCAGUGAAUAGGGGUGGUAGAGCUGGGAAGGAUUUAAUAUUAGCAGGCCAUGUUGAAAUACUCAACUAUGCUCUACAACUGAUCCAGUAUCUUGGAAAUGAUAAUUUCUAUGGACAAGAUAUUAUCAAUUUGUAUGCUAUGAACAAAAAUGGAAUACAAGAUGCUCAUGUGCCAGUUUUUGUUGAGCCUAUCAAUGACCCCCCAAUUAUAAAUGCUCCAAAGUUCAUAUUUUUGGGGAAGAAAGAAGCAACCGAUGGGUUACAGAUUUUUGACAAGCAAAGAGAUGUGUUUGAAUUCUUAAUUUCAGACUUGGAUAUUUUCAAUUUCUCUGGUAACAAGUCCCACUUUGUGUUCACAUUCUCCUUGGAAGUAAAUGAUGGAAUUUUGUCAACAAGUCUUCCAGUUAAUCUGAUUGAUACUGCUGAACUGAAGACUACUAGCAGCAACCAGUGGGAGCCCCUUGAGACAUUCGUGACUAUUUCUAACCAUUUUGUUCUUAAGGGAAAAGGAGUUAGAUUUCGUGGUACUUUGGGCGAUUGCAAUAAUGCAAUGCAGCAUCUGUUUUAUGAAGGUGGGAAACAUGAUGACAUAUUGACUGUGACUGCAAAUGAUAUGGGGAAUUAUGGAUGUUAUCCAGACUGUACAGAGAUGAUGUCGUCGCCACUUUCCACCGAGGUUACAGUAAAUCUUAUUAAAAGAAGGCCAGUUAAUUCAAUGACACUUCUAUUGCUUGGAUCAGCAAUAAUUAUUGAGAUCAUUAUGUUGCUUCUCCUUGGUGGGGUGCUUCUGCUUUUUAUCUGUAAAUGUAUGAAAGCUCUUUACAGGGAAAGAAGUGACCGUAUUGAUGAUGUAACAACUACCAAAGAGGACAAUAUUGAUCACCAAAUUAUGAAUGUUGCGUCAUCCAGGAAUGCAACAUACUUUGAAGGACGUUCCAGCCCCUUCUCUCUCAAAAGCCAGCAUUUGACGUUUCGUCAAUGGUCUCACCGAGGAUUCAAAAGUGAGGAGUCUGGGAAGGAUGAACCAUCAUCCUCCCAAUUUACCAAUGUUGGACGUCGGCCUAUCCCUCUUAAUAUUGAGAGGCAGAAACUGGGAGAGUGACUGAGAUCAUGUGGAGAUGUAUGUGAUGCUAUAUGUAGAUAAGCUAUCUAUAAAGAUGGUAACAUAAUAAUAUUAAAAUCCAAUUUCUUUGAAAUUUGUUCGAUCAA
Elaeis guineensis (African oil palm) is the source of this 3658-nucleotide messenger RNA. Its product is annotated as protein GAMETE EXPRESSED 2. The record is from RefSeq and is a predicted model, not a curated record. Gene Ontology annotation, molecular function: actin filament binding. NCBI's taxonomy places the organism in Eukaryota, Viridiplantae, Streptophyta, Magnoliopsida, Arecales, Arecaceae. Gene Ontology annotation, biological process: actin cytoskeleton organization; pollen sperm cell differentiation.